This is a messenger RNA of Oldenlandia corymbosa var. corymbosa, 2242 nucleotides long. Lineage: Eukaryota; Viridiplantae; Streptophyta; Magnoliopsida; Gentianales; Rubiaceae. The record is from the annotation of a GenBank genome assembly.
CUGUCUUUUCACUUAUUUGUGAUCGUCUUUCCCUCUCUUCCACCUGGGGCAAGAGCCUAAUCCUUAAGAAAGAAUCGAAAAUUCUCCAAUCACCAGCAGCAAAAACUAGUGGAGCCUGGAAAUACCUGAAUUUGUGCUAUAAUCUUCAUCAUGCCCACUUCAAUGACUCCUUCUCCUUGUUCCCUAAUCUCAAGCUCAACUCACUAUUCACUUCUCAAUCCAAUUACAAUAGCAAACUAUCCCAGAAAUUCAUCACCUCAUUCACAUCCCUACUACUCCUCUUGUAUAAUCACAUCUUCCAUCGAGAAGAAACCAACACCUUCGACAACUAAUAAUAAUACAAGUAAACCAACCUCAUGGGUUAGCCCAGAUUGGCUAACCAGUCUCACGAGGUCAUUCACCAUUGGCCAAAAUGAUGAUUCCAACAUCCCCAUUGCAAGUGCCAAGCUCGAGGAUGUGUCUGAGCUUUUGGGCGGUGCACUUUUUCUUCCGCUCUACAAAUGGAUGAAUGAGUAUGGCCCCAUUUAUCGAUUGGCUGCUGGGCCCAGAAACUUUGUUGUGGUCAGUGACCCUGCCAUUGCGAAGCACGUUUUGAGGAAUUAUGGCACCAAGUAUGCCAAGGGUCUUGUUGCUGAGGUUUCUGAGUUCUUGUUUGGUUCUGGCUUUGCCAUUGCUGAAGGCCCUCUCUGGACGGCAAGGCGCAGGGCUGUGGUUCCAUCACUCCACAAGAGAUACUUGUCAGUAAUAGUUGAUCGGGUCUUUUGCAGAUGUGCAGAGCGAUUGGUAGAGAAGCUACAGGCUGAUGCGGUUACUGGGUCUCCUGUAAACAUGGAGGAAAAAUUCUCGCAACUUACCCUUGAUGUUAUUGGAAUGGCUGUCUUCAACUAUAACUUUGAUUCCCUGACUACUGAUAGUCCAGUUAUUGAUGCAGUUUAUACUGCUUUAAAAGAAGCAGAGUUGCGUUCUACUGAUAUAUUGCCAUAUUGGAAGAUUGAAGCUCUAUGUAAGAUAGUCCCGAGACAAGUAAAGGCUGCCAAGGCAGUAACACUCAUCCAGGAAACUGUUGAACAACUCAUUGCCAAAUGCAGGGAGAUCGUAGAAACUGAGGGUGAAAGGAUAACUGAGGAGGAAUAUGUGAACGAUUCAGAUCCAAGCAUACUGCGGUUCUUGCUCGCCAGCAGAGAAGAGGUUUCAAGCACUCAACUGAGAGAUGAUCUUCUGUCAAUGUUAGUUGCUGGUCAUGAAACUACUGGUUCUGUGUUGACUUGGACUGUAUACUUGCUAAGUAAGUCACCAUCCUGUUUGAUAAAAGCACAAGAAGAAGUAGACAGAGUUUUAGAAGGUCGAGCUCCCACAUUCGAAGAUGUUAAAGACCUCAAGUUCUUGAUGCGCUGUAUCAAUGAGUCAAUGAGAUUGUACCCACAUCCUCCCGUCCUGCUAAGAAGAGCUCAAGUUGCUGAUGUACUUCCUGGAAAUUACAAGGUUAAUGCUGGUCAAGAUAUAAUGAUUUCGGUGUAUAAUAUCCAUCAUUCUCCACAGGUAUGGGAAAGCGCAGAAGAUUUUGUCCCGGAAAGAUUUGAUUUGGAAGGCCCAGUUCCUAAUGAAUCGAAUACCGACUUCAGAUUCAUCCCAUUCAGCGGAGGACCUAGAAAAUGUGUUGGGGAUCAGUUUGCUUUGCUGGAAGCAAUUGUUGCCCUUGCAGUGAUUCUGCAGCGCCUAGACUUUGAGUUGAUCCCAGACCAAAAUAUUAGCAUGACAACAGGAGCCACUAUACACACAACAAACGGUUUGUACAUGAAAGUGAGGCAAAGGCAAACAGCACCUUCAAUUGCUGCAAAUGUUGUUCAAUAAGAGGUAGCGUCGCAUAUAACCUAUAGCCAUCAAUUGCAUGGAAAAAGUCGAGCCCUCCAAUUCUGUAUAUGCAUUACUACGUGAACAUUCUUUCUGACACAGAAAUUUGUAAUUGAUAAUGUAGUCAUUUGGGUGCGAGAAGUUAAUCUCUAAUGUUGUCGCCCUCAGAAUCUGAACUGGCUGAUUUAUUGUGUACUUAAUAUUAGUCAUGUGCUCUUUGCUGUAUGCACUUAUUACUUCCACCAUUAUCAGAUAAUGCUGAAGUAAUAACAAUCAGCAAUUUCAUCCAUUGCCCUGCAGGACCACCUCUUUAGUGAAGUCCAUACGUUGGCCUGUUUUAAUCAAUUUUCCCCUUUAGAUUAAGACUUCAAAGCCCGAGAAUUCAUUACCU